AUGGGUAAACGGAAUCGAUCAAGUUUAUUGCCAAACAACCUUCCCCAACUUCAAAAUUUGAUAAAACGAGAUUCGCUUUCGUACAGGGAAGAUUUUUUACAACAAUAUAGAUACUUUGAGUCACAAUUAACCAUUUUUCAACUGAAACCGGAUGAAGAGGCCGAAGAAUUUGGUAAUUUAAUUACCUUUAUCUCACAGGUAGCCCAAUGCUAUCCAAAGGAGACCAGCAACUUUCCUCAGCAAGUGAUAAAUUUACUUUCCGAACAUCAUCAAAUAUUACAUCCUAAUCUUCGAAAGACCAUGGUACAAGGCCUCAUAUUACUUCGCAACAAAGACAUAAUACCAAGCAUCACAUUAUUAUCCUUAUUCUACACAUUGUUCCGAGUGCGCGACAAACAACUUCGUGAAUUGAUCUACUCGCAUAUAAUCACCGAUAUAAAAAACUCUAAUGCCAAACACAAAAACAACAAGCUUAAUAAGACCUUACAAGGUUUCAUGUACACCAUCCUUCAGACCACGAAUAAUAAUUCAGCUGAAAAUGCAGUGGCCGCAAAGAAAAGUUUAGAUGCUUGUAUUGAAUUGUAUAGAAAAGGAGUAUGGAACGAUGCUAAAACUGUUAAUGUUAUAGCGGAAGCAUGCUUCCAUUCUGUAACAAAGAUAAAGGUUUCGGCCAUUCAAUUUUUCUUGGGAACCAAUAAAGAAAAUCAGGAUGAUGAUAGUGAUGACGAGGUUUGGGCAAAUCUCCCCGACAUAAAAAGAUUACAGCAUAUAAAUCAUAUAAACAAAAGAAAAAAAUCUAAACUGAGAAAAUUAGAAAAAGCGAUGACGACGAUCAAGAAAAAGGAUAGGAAAAAAAGCAAAGCCGAAAGUUUCAAUUUUUCAGCCCUGCAUUUGCUAAACGAUCCUCAAGGUUUCUCCGAAAAACUAUUUUCUUCACUCCAAAAAUCCACCAACACGGAUCGUUUCGAAGUAAAAUUGAUGACCAUGAACCUCAUCUCGCGAAUAAUUGGUGUCCAUAAACUGAUAUUGCUAAGUUUCUACACCUACCUAAUUCGUUAUUUGCAACCACAUCAACGUGAGGUGACUAUGAUACUGGUCAUAUUAGCUCAGGCCUGUCAUGAAUUGGUACCUCCGGAUGUGUUGGAGCCAGUGGUGAAAGCUAUUGCAAAUAACUUUGUCACCGAGCAUUGUGCUGGGGAGGUGAUGGCCGCAGGAUUAAAUGCCAUAAGGGAAAUCUGCGUUCGUCAACCACUGGCCAUUGAUACCACCCUGUUACAAGAUCUGACUGAAUAUCGGUCGGACAGAGAUAAGAGUGUUAUGAUGGCCGCAAGGUCUUUGAUCGGAUUGUUUAGAGAGAUUAAUCCGGAAUUGUUAAAGAAGAAAGACAGAGGUAAAACUACAAGUAUGAAUAUGAAGGACUUUAAACCGUUGAAAUUUGGUCAAUUGCGUGUCACUGAAAAAAUCGAGGGAAUAGAAUUAUUGGAAGAAUAUAGAAGAAAUAAUGUGCAAAAAGAUGAAUGGGGAGGAUGGGAGGUAGCUUCAAAUUCCUCAUCCGAUGAUAGCGAAGGUUGGAUUGAUAUUUCUUCGGAUGACGAUCAAGAUAUUGUUAUUAGCGAUUAUAGUAGUGACGAUGAAAAAAAGGUUGAUCAAAAAGUCAGCGAACAAAAUGCUUUAUCAUCCGAAAACUCUACGAAAGUUGACGAAGAAAAGGCUUCGACAUUGGCUACAACUGAAAUUCUCACCCCAGCGGAUUUUGCCAAGUUAAACGAACUUAGAAUGGAACAUGAAGCCCAGCGGAUGGUUGAUGGCGGUAAACGCAAGAGGAAUAUUAUUCAGCAGGAGCCCUCUGAUAUUGUUAAUGUUGAUGAAAUCAUUGGUCCACGCAAGAAAGCAAAACAAGAUUACGAAGAGCGCAUGGAAUCUGUAAAGGCCGGUAGAGAAGGCCGUGAGAAAUACGGUGGUCCCAAAAAAGGAAAGAAGUUUGAGGGCGCAAGUACUACCAACAAAGAAAAAGCCAGGAAUAAGGCUUUCAUGAUGGUGGUACACAAGAAGAACGUAUUGCAUAAAAAGAAAAUGAGUCUAAGAGAUAAACAGAAUCAAUUGACAAGAAGUGGUGGCAACAAAAAGAUUUCGAAAAAAUAA
Molecule: messenger RNA, 2142 nt
Organism: Acaulospora morrowiae
Lineage: Eukaryota; Fungi; Glomeromycota; Glomeromycetes; Diversisporales; Acaulosporaceae
Source: the annotation of a GenBank genome assembly